CCCAGCUUGCAUACAUUCUUCGGGUAUAGCUCUCGUUUUAUAUAAAUAUGAAAGGUGCCGAUGCAUACGUCGUAUUUUUAUGAUCACGAAACGCUUCAUUGUUACUCAACAAAAUCAUGAAAAUUCUGUUAUACUUGUAUUCGGCAAUGCCACAGUUGGCGUUGUGACGAUUGCAAUAUCCCGUUGUUUUCCUUGUUAUAUUCCGAUAUAUUUAGCUAUCUUUUGUUAUAAAGUAUGUUGAGUUGAUAAAAGUACAGAGCAAUUGACACAAAAAUGUUAAUGCCUUCAUUUCAGUCAUUUUUAGUUAUAAAUGGUCAAAAUAUUAAGAAAACAAUUACCUGGCAGCAUAUACUCCAAGAAGAUAGACCAGUGUUCGAGAUUAGAUUUAGUCGACACAAUAAGAAUUCAUGUAUGAGAUGUUUUAAAACAGAACUAUGAAUCACGAUAGCUUGAGCAGUAUCGAGACGAUAACAACAGACAGUGAAGAAUUUGUCUCUGUUUCAUCUCAUGUCGUUCCUGCUAUUCCAUCAAAUGACAAUGACGAACAGGUGAACGAAUCAGCUCCUGGUGACGGUUUUUUUAAAUCGAUUAUGUUCAUUGGAAUUGAGCAUUGCGACGCUAUACGUAAGGCAUUUCAUGGCUCGUUUUGUUUAAAGAUUAAAGGCUUUUUAAUGUGCAUUUUAUUACCAUUUUCUAUCAUUUUAACACCAUUUAGACGUACGUGUAGUCAGAAACGCAAGGUGACACAAAUUGCCAUAGUGUACUUCUAUGUAUUCAUGACAUGCUCGAUUGUUUUAAAUUUGUGGGUCCAAUUGGAGCCGCAUAAUAAUGCGAAGGAAAAAGAAUCCUCGUAUCGUGCUUUGCAGUACUUUGAAGCUGCUAUGAUGGGUCUAACAUUGAUUCCCAUUAUUUGCAUCGCAUUCGAGACGCACGGACGUGUAGAAUGGAAGACUUACGACAAAGUCCUUGUAUUCUAUUUUCAAAUGGGUCUGUACAUUUUUGGCAUGUCUAGCUCGGUUUACUCAUUUUUAAAGAUGUGCAAUGCUUGGAGUUGCGGAAAAGACCUUUCGGUCUUGGUUUAUGCAUGCAAGUUUGUCUUCAUUCUCAGCCAAAUUAUGUUCCUGAAAUAUUUCUACCAAGCCAAAUUGCCAUCUCGUGACUGGAAGCUUCAGUUAAGUCUUGCACAUAUCAUGGUCACGAACCUGAGUUUGUGGAUUUGGGUUGUUUGUAAAGAAGUGUACGAUCCGUUUGAUGACACAAAGCCGAUGGAUUGCCAGGCAAUUCAUUUGUCUCAUACUGAAAAAUAUUUCUAUCCAUUAUUCAUUGAGUAUCUCCUCAUAGUUGCUGGAAUGGUGUAUGAACUGUGGUCAGAUAUGAAAAUGCCUUACCAGACACAACGAGGUGCGAUACGUCUUCAUCACACCGAAGAGAAUCACGAUAGAGAAUUCGAGUCGAACUCAAAUCUUUCUCUUAGAACGAUAUUGCCGCGAGAUAUCAGAAGGGAUUGGUGUCUUGCUGUUACUCUUUUUUUUGCUGCCAUUCUCUGUUGCACAUUUAUAUCUCUCUUGUUGGCCUCUGCAGAUUCCGCUCACCAUGACAAGAAGUGGUAUCUCUAUUUCAUAUAUGCUAACAUUGUUUUCUACAUCUCCCAAAUUGCUGCUUGCUAUGUUAUCAAGGUUUGCAGUCAAUCGCAACCCUUUAACAGCAAGCGUACAAAACUCAACAUUGACGACAGUCUUCUUUACUUUGGUUUGGCUGGCAUCGUUCUUUGGAAUGCAUUUCAUUUUUACUAUUUAGUUGUUCAUGCAGACAAAGAUAGUAAAGCAAUCGAAUUGUUUAAUAAUUUACUCGGAAUUCUUGAAGAUUUUGCACAGACAGUUAUUCUGGAUGGAUUUCCACCUCAGGGUAAAGACGGAACGGUGAACGGUUACUGUAACGAUAUGCAUCAAAGAAAUUUUCCGUUUAUCAAUUUUCUUGUGCUGUGGCAUACAUUUUAA
This is a messenger RNA of Xenia sp. Carnegie-2017, 1997 nucleotides long. RefSeq lists its product as uncharacterized. Bases 435 to 1997 code for a protein of 520 amino acids. Gene Ontology annotation, biological process: proton transmembrane transport. The record is from RefSeq and is a predicted model, not a curated record. NCBI's taxonomy places the organism in Eukaryota, Metazoa, Cnidaria, Anthozoa, Malacalcyonacea, Xeniidae. Gene Ontology annotation, molecular function: proton channel activity. Gene Ontology annotation, cellular component: membrane. The transcript has 3 exons.